Messenger RNA from Podarcis raffonei (Aeolian wall lizard), 960 nucleotides. Its product is annotated as olfactory receptor 10V1-like. NCBI's taxonomy places the organism in Eukaryota, Metazoa, Chordata, Lepidosauria, Squamata, Lacertidae. The record is from RefSeq and is a predicted model, not a curated record. The coding region runs from base 13 to 960 and encodes 315 amino acids. Gene Ontology annotation, molecular function: G protein-coupled receptor activity; olfactory receptor activity. Gene Ontology annotation, biological process: G protein-coupled receptor signaling pathway. Gene Ontology annotation, cellular component: membrane. The transcript has a single exon.
UUUACCAUCUUCAUGGGAUAUGAAAACCAUACUGAAUUCUAUUUCCGUCCCUUCUCAACCUUGCUUGAGACACAGCUGGUCAUUUUCCUUCUCUUUCUGCUCCUCUACGUCCUCAGCCUCUGUGGGAACGCUGCUGUCGUGCUUAUUGUCCAUGUCGACCACUCUCUCCAUAACCCCAUGUAUUUUUUCUUGGGCAACCUGGCAGCUCUGGAGAUCUGCUACACUUCUGCCAUUGCUCCAUUGGCUUUGGCCAACCUUCUGUCCAGGAAAAGUGCCACCAUUUCCUUAAGUGGCUGUGGAACCCAAAUGUUCUUCUUUGUCUUCCUGGGAGGAGCUGACUGUGUCCUACUGGCCAUCAUGGCAUACGAUAGAUAUGUGGCAAUUUGUCAUCCACUGCGCUACAUGCUCAUCAUGAACAAAACAGUAUGUACUUCCCUUGUCGUGGUAUCCUGGCUACUGGGCUUUCUGUUGUCUCUAAAACUGACCAUCCUUAUUUUUCGCUUGCCAUUCUGUGGCCAAAAUGAAAUCAAUCACUUCUUUUGUGAUGUCCCAGUCAUUCUGCAGUUGGGUUGUAGUGACAUCCAAAUCCACCAAGCUGCUAUUUUCAUAGUUAGUGUUGUAGUCAUCACAAUACCCUUCCUUCUAAUCUGUAUCUCAUAUGGCUUCAUUGCCGUGGCCAUUUUGCAAAUCCGUUCUGCUGAAGGCCAGCAAAAAGCUUUCUCCACGUGCUCCUCCCACUUGAUGGUUGUCCUCUUACAGUACGGCUGUUGCAGUUUCAUAUACUUACGGCCCAACUCUAGCUACUCACCACAGGAGGGUCGAGUGGUUUCUGUGUUCUACACCUUUGUCACUCCCCUACUGAACCCUCUGAUCUAUAGCAUGAGAAACAAGGAACUGAAAGAGGCACUGAGGAGAGCCUUUCGAAGAAGACUGUUUCCCACCAAAAAGUUUGACAGCUAG